CAUGGCUUCGUGAGGGAAUUCCACACGUGCAUCGCGUGUAGGUUCACAAAUACAGCACCAAUUGCCAGUUUGGUGAGACUGGUGAAGAACUGGGUGGAUCCUGGUGCUGAUUACAGCAGAACUGAUUCUGCUUAUGAUUUGGGACUACCUGCUGAACCAAGGCUAAUUCCUGUGUCCAAUCAAGUUGACCAAGCCCCACUGCUUGGUUCCACCAAGGACCUUCAGGAUACAUCAGGAGACUGUGAUAUGAUGAGUGGACAAAACUGGAAAGAGAAGAAAGGAGGAUUUGUGGAGUCUGCUGAGUUACCUGACAUCAGGGGGCUGAUGAACAAUGGCAAUACCUGUUUUUUCAAUGCCACUUUUCAAGCAUUGAGCCAGUGUCACACCCUGACACAAAUCUUGGAUUUGCACAUCCAAGGCCAGAAGGGGGUCACUAUUCCAGCUCCUGUUUGCAGGAAUACCAAUGAUGGUGGUGAUAAGCCAAGUAUUAGCUGUGAAGAUAAAUGUGGCAAUACCUUGGCAUCACUUUGUGAUUGGCAGACAAACAUUGCCUUUGAUUAUCAAUAUUGGCAUUCCUGCAAUGGCAAUCUCCUUGCAUUGGCAAGCAAUGCCCUGAGGCAAUUGUCUAUGGCAGCAGAGGCAUUGGGUUCAUUGAAAAUAGAUCUGCCAGAGUCUGAAGGACUACUCCAAGUUCUGGCCAGACAAGUUAAGCUGAUGCUGACGGCGUCGCCAUUACGGGGUCCAGUCAAUCCGUCUACGCUCUUUGUGCAACUGUGUCAAAGAGCGUGGGUGUUCCGAGGUGGGGACCAGCAUGACGCGCAAGAGCUCCUGCGCCAUCUAUUGGACCAAGUCCGAGUGGAGGAAUCAAAGAGAUACCAACAGGGUGUGACAGAGGCAUUGCAAAACUCAACCUUAUUUGAAGACCAUCAGGACAGUAAAAACCAAGUGAAAAUCAAAACAAGGGCUUACAUGCGGCGGGUGUCACAGAACACCAUUGCUGACUGGGUCUUUGGUGGCCAGUUUGUCAACACCAUUGUGUGUGAAGACUGCAACCAUACCACACAGAAAAUUGAGCCCUUCCUGGACAUUUCCUUGCCCAUUUAUGAUGAAAAGGUACUUCGCCAUUGGGGAGACCAAGACUGUGACUUGGACACUGACUCAGUCAACACUUGCUUCCCAUCAUCAUCAGGCAGGAAAAAGAGGGACAACAAUAAGGUUGCCAAAGGCAGAGGUGCUACUGGAAUCACAAGACCAAAGAGUAUCAGCCUCAAAGAGACUCAUUCCAACAAUAAGAAGUUGAAUUUGAGACGCAAAUCAAAGAGCCUUUGCUCACCUGACAAUAGCUCUUUGAGCUUCAUGGCUGACAUCCUGAUGGAGGAGUCUGUGAUGAUGACAGAUGCUUCUUCUGAGAAGGGCUUCAACAAUAAUGACUAUGAGGAUAAUGAAGAUGCUGUUUCCAUGAACUCUGUGCGCUCUGGAGCAUCUGAUGACUCAGGAAUGCUGAUGCCAACACCAGGAAAGUCCCCAGUUCCACCAGAGGACACCACCUGCACAGGUGCAACAUCCCAAAUGUCACAGAAUUCUCAAGACAGUGGUUGGGCAAGCAUGGAUGCCUCCAAUGCCAGCCCUGAUACUGCAUCUCUCAAUAAUGGAACUGCUGACCAAGGAACUUCCAAACUGCUAGAACAAAUCAAUGAAAAGAUGGUUGGAUUGUCUUUGUCAGAGGUGAAUGAAGACAAGGCUAGGAUUAUUUGGCUUGCUUCAUGCUUAGCCAGUGUUGGUCCCAGGAAACACUGGAAAUCUGGAGAGAACUUGAACAUAGAUGUGUUGUUGUCACAUUUCACUAGCCCUGAGGUCAUGUCUGGAUCAAACAAGGUGGUGUGCCAAAACUGCAACAAUAAAGAAUUUACAGAAGACAACUUCAGUGAUUAUGAUGAUGGACAGUCUGAAGUUUCAAUUGAAACCAACAAGAAGCUGCACUUAUCAAAUGCAAGUAGACAGGCCUUGAUUCUAAUUCCCCCAGCUGUCCUAACCCUGCAUUUGAAGCGCUUUGAGCAAACUGGAGCAUUCAGUUUAAGAAAAGUUACCAAACAAGUGGACUUCCCAUUUCUCCUGGACUUGUCCCCUUACUGUGCUGCUCCAUCUCAGGUACUUGGAAGAGAGACAAAAACCAAAGAAAGGUUCACAUACUCUCUGUUUGGUGUUGUGGAGCACUUGGGGUCCCUGAAGGCAGGUCACUAUGUGGCCUAUGUGAAAGUCAGACGCGCCCACACUUUGGAUGAAGUCAAAACCAUCCUCAACACAAAUGUGGACAUGGAUAUUGAAUCCCACUUCAAGAACUAUUUUGCUCAAUUGCAAUCAGAGUCAAUGAGUGACAGAGUCUCAUUAAUGGAGACUCAUACUGCUGCUGCUGAUGACAUACCUGGAGUAUGGUAUUAUGCUUCAGACAUCAUGCAAGCUGGGUUUGCAUUCAUGGAAGCUGGGGCUGUGAGAUCCAAGAACACUGUCAACAUCCUGAUAAAGAACCUUUUGGACAUGUGUAAGACAAAUUUUCUUAUCCACCUUUUAUUUCAAUAUACCAUGAUGGGAGGGAUUGCUUAUUGGCUGAUUGGAUUCCCUUUGGCAUUUGGUCAAGGCAAUGCCUUCAUGGGUUGGAGCUACUUUGCAAGUGUUGGUCUUCCUGACCGCAAGAUGGCGCAGUGGUUCUUUGACUUUGUCCAUGCUGCCACUGCUUCCACUUUGGUCUCUGGUUCCCUGGCUGAACGCUGCAACUUCUAUGCUUACCUUGCAUACAGUUUCCUCAUCACAGGAGUGAUUUACCCCAUCGUAUCCCACUGGACCUGGGCGCCCGAGGGCUGGUUGCGCCUGUCGCCAUUCAAGGACUACGCUGGCGGCGGCGUUGUGCACAUGACCGGCGGUGUUUGCUCCCUGGUGGGAGCGGCGCUCAUUGGCCCGCGCCUCAACAGGUUCCACUCGAAAACCGGCGAGCCACAAGACAUCCGCGGCCAUUCAGUGCCAUUGUUGGCACUUGGAGGCUUCAUCCUGCUGUUUGGCUUCAUGGCAUUCACAGCUGGUUUCCGUGGACACAUCUCAAGGCCUGGUGAUGGUGCUGUGGUGAGCAGGGCCAUUGUCAACUCACUUCUGGGUGCCUGUGGUGGAGGCACUGGAGCUUUACUGAGUCACAGAGCUGGCUGCUUUGGGGCUGUGCACACCUGGUCAUUCCUUAUGACCAUGAAUGGAGCUCUGGCUGGCAUGGUUGGUGUAUGUGCUGGAAGUGAUUCAUUCUUCCCAUGGGCAGCUUUGUUGGUUGGCACUGGGGCAGGAUUCACAUAUCUGUGCCUGCAUUUCCUGAUGCUGAAAGUGGAGAUUGAUGAUCCACUGGAUGCAGUUGCUGUACAUUUUGGUGGAGGAUUCUUUGGACUUCUGGCUGUGCCUUUUCUCAUGAGGGAUGGGAUUUGUUUCAACCCUUCCUAUGAAGCUGCAAUGCAUUCACAAGAUACAAAACGGUGUGGGGCGUGCGAAAAGGCACUCGCAGAAUUGGAGAAGAUUGACGAUGAAACGGACGAUUUCGGCGUCGAUUUUGUCAAGGUGGGCGACAAAAAGGUCGCCAAACAGCACGGAAUCACGACCUUCCCAGCCCUGCAAUAUUUUCGCAAUCAGGAGCCCAUCAUUUAUGAAGGCGAAUUCACUAAAAAUAGGGGUGACCUGAUGGACGAGGAAAAGGUGCUCGAGUUCCUCACGAGUCUGGACGCCAUGGACUUGCCCGACCAGAUCGAGGAGGUGAAUGCCGCCAUUCUGGAGAAGAUCGUGGAGGAGAACGAGUUCGUGGCGGUGCUC
Notodromas monacha is the source of this 3837-nucleotide messenger RNA. NCBI's taxonomy places the organism in Eukaryota, Metazoa, Arthropoda, Ostracoda, Podocopida, Cyprididae. The record is from the annotation of a GenBank genome assembly.